AUGGACCAGACACAGGACAGAUGCCCAGAAUCCUCCAUCUCAGAGAUGCUGCUGCACCUGCUGUGGGCAGGACCUGAAGCUCUGGGCAACGGCUCAUCUCUUCUAGUGCAGGAGGGCCAGUCCCUGCGCCUGGUCUGUGUUGCCGACAGCAACCCUCCCGCCACGAUAACCUGGACCCGGGGGAGCCAGAUCCUGAGCUCCUCAAACCCCGGGGUCCUGGAGCUGCCCUGGGUGGAGUUGGGGCACCAAGGGACAUAUGUCUGCCGAGCUCAGCACCUGUUGGGCUCCCUGGAAGCCUCCUUGAGCCUCUUCGUGACCAACCCCCCACAGCUGUUUGAGCCCUCCUGCUCCUGGGAGAAUGAGGGUCUGCACUGCAGCUGCUCUGCUCGAGGCCUGCCAGCCCCCUCCCUGUACUGGUGGCUGAGGGAAGAACUGGUGGAGGGGAACUACAGCAAUGCCUCCUUCACUGUCACUUCCAGCUCCACUGGGCCCUGGACCAACAGCUCCCUGAGCUUGGGCAGGGAGCUCUGCUCUAGCCUCAGGCUCAGAUGUGAGGCCCAAAAUCCUUACGGGAAACAGAGCGUGACUGUCCUGCUGCUCCCAGGGACACCAGGACCCAGGAAAGGUGAGGUUGUGGGGGCCAUCGGGGGAGCUGGUGUCACAGCCCUGCUUGCUCUCUGCCUCUGCCUCAUCUUUUUCGUAGUGAAGAUCUACAGGAAGAAAUCAGCGGAGAAGGCAGCGAGUGGGCAUGGUGUCCAUUUUGCAGAGAGUACCAUCUCCUGGAUUUCCUGCUGCACUCAACUCAGAGACCUGAGAACCAGCCUCUCCUCUUUCCUCUCCUUCACCUCCCAGAGCCGAUCAGGUCACCUGAAAGAACCCGGGUCAGACAGACCCUCAGACCACCCAGCCCCAGCUGCCACUGCCUCCACCUCAGAGGAGGAGCAGGAACUCCAUUACGCCUCCCUCAGUUUCCAGAGGACAACAUCACGCACCUUUCAGGAACAGGAGACCACCGAGUAUUCAGAGAUCAAGAUCCAGAAAUGAUGACCCCACCCCCCUCCCCAACCCCCCUGAGUUGUCUGGAACCCAGAAAACGCAUCUCUGAGGAAAAUAUGUGCCAGGCACUGAUUCUUGGAAAGUUGACAGCCCUCUGAGCCAAAGUUUAUAAAUGAGAAUGUGAAGUUCCUUGCACAUUACAUGAAGUGAAAUAAGCCAGUCACAAAGAGACAAACUCUGCGUGAUUCCACUUAUAUAAGGUAUCUAAAGUAAUCCAACUCUUAGAAAGAGAAGGUAGAGGGCUCGGGGGAGAGGGAAAUAGGAAGUUGCUAUUCACUAGGUAUAGAGUUUCGGUUUUGCAAGAUGAGAAUGUUCUAGAGAUCUGAUGCACAGCAAUGUACAUACAGUUAACACUACUGUACCAAACACUUAAAAAUGGUUAAUAUGGUAAAUUUUAUGUUAUUUUUUUCCAUGAUAAAAAAAAGUAGGGGCCAGCCUGGUGGUGCAGUCAAGUGCACACGUUCCGCUUCGGUGGGCUGGGG
Molecule: messenger RNA, 1538 nt
Organism: Equus quagga
Lineage: Eukaryota; Metazoa; Chordata; Mammalia; Perissodactyla; Equidae
Product: sialic acid-binding Ig-like lectin 11
Exons: 8
Coding region: 1-1044 (347 amino acids)
Biological process (GO): cell adhesion
Cellular component (GO): plasma membrane
Molecular function (GO): sialic acid binding
Source: RefSeq, a predicted model, not a curated record